GGAUAGCUGAUGAGAUUUUUGGCCCUGAUAACAAGGACCUAUAUGCUGUAUUUGAGGGAUUGAUCACUCGUAAUGUCCAUUGACAGUGUACGAAGCAGCAACUGUACCUCAAGUUUAUCUUUUCAUGUAGACACCCCUCCAUUUUGGCUCCUCAGAGGCGGCCCUGCCUCUUAGCAUUCGAAUUUUCAUGGAAAAUGUCCCUGACCCUCAACACCCCACUUCCCCAUGCGACAAUGCUGGCGACAUUGCUGCAGAAAAUUCAGAAGGGGAGUUUUUCACCAUUGGACAGAAAAUGCUAUUUUCUGCUCCCUCCUUCCUUUCUGGGGAUGACUUGAGAUCUUUAGGUAUGGAGGUCAAGAAAGUAGAAAAGUCCUCCCUGAAAAGUGAAGUUUCUAAGGAUGACCCAGAAUCAGAAACUAUUUCGCCGACCUCAGAUUCUGAUGCUCAACCUAAUCAAAAAUCUGGUCCUCAAUGGCAUGGGUUCUUCCAUAGAUUGAGAAAAGGACCGACAAAGGGCUUGAAUAGCAUCCAUCCUAGCUUGCCUUCCAUGAAAGGGCUCUCCAAGGUUAAAAGCAGAAACUCAAGAGAGAGCAUGCCAGCACACGAUGACCCAACUUUAGAUACUGGAUUGUAUUGCUUCAAGUCUUACUGGCAGAAUUUCUCCCUUUCCGAGCUUGAAACUGCAACCAACAAUUUCAGCCAUGAGAAUUUGAUUGGGGAGGGAGGUUAUUCAGAAGUUUAUAAAGGACAUUUGGCAGAUGGGCAGCUUGUUGCGAUUAAACGACUGACCAGGGGAUCCCCAGAAGAGAUGACAGCGGACUUCUUAUCUGAGCUCGGGAUUUUAGUCCAUGCCAACCAUCCCAACAUUGCUAAUGUUAUCGGAUAUGGGGUUGAAGGGGGAAUGCACCUUGUUCUUCAUUUGUCUCCCCAUGGGAGCUUAGCAUCUUUGCUUACAGGUGCUAAGGAGAAAUUGGAAUGGGGCAACAGAUUUAAGAUUGCUUUAGGCAUAGCUGAGGGCCUUUCGUAUCUUCAUGAGGGGUGCCAGCGAAGAAUUAUCCAUAGAGACAUCAAGGCUGCUAACAUUUUGCUUAGAGAGGAUUUUGAGCCUCAGGUUUCUGAUUUUGGGCUUGCAAAGUGGCUCCCAGAGCAAUGGACUCAUCUCACAGUAUCACAAUUUGAAGGCACAUUUGGCUACCUUCCUCCCGAGUUUUUCAUGCAUGGCAUGGUAGAUGAGAAAACCGAUGUCUAUGCCUAUGGGGUUGUAUUGUUAGAGAUCAUCACUGGACGCCUAGCUUUGGAUAAGUCACAGAAAAGUCUUGUGAUGUGGGCUAGACCUUUGCUCAUGAAGAAUAGUUUCAGCGAGCUUGUUGAUCCAUCCCUUGCCGGUGUCUACAAUUCAGAGCGGUUGAAUUGUAUGGCCCUGAUUGCUGCUUUGUGCUUACAUGAAUGUUCAACUGAACGGCCUCAAAUGAGCAAGGUUGUAAAGAUGCUAAAAGGUGAGAUCAAAGGUAGUUCAGAGAGGGAAAAGAAGUUCCAAAGAAGGCCCGUCCUCAAGAGGACAUUUUCGGUAGGGGUUUACGAUGCAGAAGAUCAUAGCACAAGCAAGUACUUGAAUGGUAAUCAACCAAUGCAGAUGGCUCUGCAGCUGUGAAAGACUCUGAAAACCAAAGGUUUGAUAGUCAAGAAUGAGUUUGCAUUCUUCCACAGCCCUUCAAAUAUGGGGUGUUGUGUUUUUAUCUAUGUAACAUUCUUGAUGAUGAUCACAAGUGAGGUAUAUGGAAACCAAAAGAGAGUUUAGCACAGAGAUGUAUUUGCAUGCUGCUUUGACAAUGAUGUACAUCUAAAUGCAUUGUUAUUGUUGAAUUGUGGACCAUUAUUUAAAAGUUUAAGCCGUUAGAGAAAGAGAAAGAGAGAGACAACUUAUUUAAAUUUUUAAUACGCUCAUUGACACACUUUUUUUAAGUGGGCUAAACAUGUGCAAAUAUUAUAAAUAUUGGAUGGUGUGAAGCUUUUAAUAUAUGAUUUGUUACUUGU
Camellia sinensis is the source of this 2034-nucleotide messenger RNA. RefSeq names its product receptor-like cytosolic serine/threonine-protein kinase RBK2. NCBI's taxonomy places the organism in Eukaryota, Viridiplantae, Streptophyta, Magnoliopsida, Ericales, Theaceae. Gene Ontology annotation, molecular function: protein kinase activity; ATP binding. The record is from RefSeq and is a predicted model, not a curated record. Gene Ontology annotation, biological process: protein phosphorylation.